GCCCUCCUAGGUGCCGGCCGCCAUGGCACGGGCGUCCGGCGCGGGGGAAAUCUAGUCCCGGGCUUUCUUGCGGCCUAGCUUGGUUCUGUCUCCUCCCCCCGCGGCCGCGGCCCCUGCCGGUACCCCAGCCCCACUCCGGGCCUCCGUGUCUCUCCUGUGAUCGCGCUGACACGGCCCGGGGGUUAGAAUGGAACAAACUGAAGGUUAAUAAGCUCCCUGGAGUUGAUUUGACUUCAUGCCAUUCUCUGGUGACUUUUAACCUUCCAGGGAAGUUUGUUCCAGAGCCGAGUCACAGAGGUGGCUAGGCCCGAUGAGAGAAAGGGACAGUUAAGGAUGCUGGAGCAGAACAAUGGAUUUCUCUUUCUCUUUCAUGCAAGGGAUCAUGGGAAACACAAUUCAGCAACCACCUCAACUCAUUGACUCCGCCAACAUCCGUCAGGAGGAUGCCUUUGAUAACAGCAGUGACAUUGUUGAAGAUGGUGGCCAGACACCGUAUGAAGCUACCUUGCAGCAAGGCUUUCAGUACCCACCUACAACAGAAGACCUUCCUCCACUUACAAAUGGCUACCCACCAUCAAUCAGCAUGUAUGAAACUCAAACCAAAUACCAGUCAUAUAAUCAGUAUCCCAAUGGGUCAGCCAAUGGCUUUGGUGCAGUUAGAAACUUUAGCCCCCCUGACUAUUACCAUUCAGAAAUUCCAAAUACGAGACCACAUGAAGUUCUAGAAAAACCUUCCCCUCCACAGCCACCACCACCUCCUCCUUCGGUACCACAAACUGUGAUUCCAAAGAAGACUGGCUCACCUGAAAUUAAACUAAAAAUAACCAAAACUAUCCAGAAUGGCAGGGAAUUAUUUGAGUCUUCCCUUUGUGGAGACCUUUUAAAUGAAGUACAGGCAACUGAACAUACAAAGUCAAAGCAUGAAAGCAGAAAAGAAAAAAGGAAAAAAAGCAACAAGCAUGAUUCAUCUAGAUCUGAAGAGCGCAAGUCACACAAAAUCCCCAAAUUAGAAUCAGAGGAGCAAAAUAGACCAAAUGAGAGGGUGGACUCCACGCCAGAAAAGCCAAGAGAAGAGCCAGUGCUGAAAGACUCAGUCUCGGUUCAACCCAUACUAUCUUCUGCCCAAGCCACAGAAGUAUCUACUGGUGUUAAGUUCCAGGUUGGCGAUCUUGUAUGGUCCAAGGUGGGAACCUAUCCUUGGUGGCCUUGUAUGGUUUCAAGUGAUCCCCAGCUUGAGGUUCAUACCAAAAUUAACACAAGAGGUGCCCGGGAAUAUCACGUCCAGUUUUUUAGCAACCAGCCAGAGAGGGCAUGGGUUCAUGAAAAACGGGUACGGGAGUAUAAAGGUCAUAAACAAUAUGAAGAAUUACUGGCUGAAGCAACCAAACAAGCCAGCAAUCACUCUGAAAAACAAAAGAUUCGGAAACCCCGACCUCAGAGAGAGCGUGCCCAGUGGGAUAUUGGCAUUGCCCAUGCAGAAAAAGCAUUGAAAAUGACUCGAGAAGAAAGAAUAGAACAGUAUACUUUCAUCUAUAUUGAUAAACAGCCUGAAGAGGCUUUAUCCCAAACAAAAAAGAAUGCUGCCUCCAAGACCGAAGUUAAAAAACCCCGAAGACCAAGAUCUGUGUUGAAUAUUCAACCAGAACAGACCAAUGCAGGGGAGGUGGCCUCUUCUCAGUCAAGUACUGACCUUCGGAGACACAGUCAGAGGCGGCACACAAGUGUGGAAGAGGAAGAACCACCCCCUGUUAAAAUAGCUUGGAAAACAGCAGCCGCAAGGAAAUCCUUACCAGCUUCCAUUACAAUGCACAAAGGGAGCCUGGAUUUGCAGAAGUGUAACAUGUCCCCAGUUGUAAAAAUUGAACAAGUGUUUGCUCUUCAAAAUGCCACAGGAGAUGGGAAAUUUAUCGAUCAGUUUGUUUAUUCAACGAAGGGAAUUGGUAACAAAACGGAAAUAAGUGUCAGGGGGCAAGACAGGCUUAUAAUUUCCUCACCAAACCAGAGAAAUGAAAAGCCAACACAGAAUAUAUCAUCUCCUGAAGCAACUUCUGGUCCUACAGGCUCAGUAGAAAAGAAGCAACAGAGAAGAUCAAUUAGGACUCGUUCUGAAUCAGAGAAGUCCGCUGAAGCUGUGCCAAAGAAGAAGAUCAAAAAGGAGCAGGUUGAAACAGUUCCUCAGGCUACAGUGAAGACUGCAUUACAGAAAGGUGCCAGCGAGAUUUCAGAUUCCUGUAAGCCUCUCAAGAAAAGGAGUCGCGCCUCAACUGAUGUAGAAAUGAGUGGUUCAGCCUACAGAGACACAUCUGACUCCGACUCUAGAGGACUGAGUGAUCUGCAGGUAGGCUUUGGAAAACAAGUAGAUAGCCCGUCAGCUGCUGCAGAUGCCGAUGUCUCUGAUGUACAGUCCGUGGAUUCAAGUUUGUCCCGAAGAGGCAUUGGAAUGAGUAGGAAGGACACUGUAUGUCAGAUCUGUGAAAGCUCUGGUGACUCUCUAGUUCCUUGUGAGGGAGAGUGCUGCAAACACUUUCACCUGGAGUGCCUGGGAUUCACAUCAGUCCCUGAAGGAAAGUUCAUGUGCUCAGAGUGUAAAACUGGGCAGCAUCCAUGUUUUUCAUGUAAGGUGCCUGGUAAAGAUGUGAAGCGUUGUUCUGUUGGUGCUUGUGGGAAGUUUUAUCAUGAAGCCUGUGUCCGCAAAUUCUCCACUGCCAUCUUUGAAUCAAAAGGAUUCCGCUGUCCCCAGCACUGCUGCUCUGCCUGCUCCGUGGAGAAAGAUAUCUACAAAGCAAGUAAAGGACGCAUGAUGAGAUGUUUGAGGUGUCCGGUUGCCUAUCACUCUGCAGAUGCUUGUAUUGCUGCAGGAAGCUUAUUCGUGUCCUCCUACAUUCUCAUCUGUAGUGACCAUUCUAAGCGGAGCAGUAAUUCUUCUUCGGCUGUAAAUGUAGGCUUUUGUUUCGUUUGUGCCAGAGGGCUGAUAGUUCAGGACCAUUCAGACCCCAUGUUCAGUUCAUAUGCCUAUAAGUCCCACUACCUACUGAAUGAAUCAAAUCGUGCUGAGUUGAUGAAAUUACCUAUGAUUCCUUCUUCGUCAGCUUCCAAAAAGAAAUGUGAGAAAGGUGGAAGAUUGCUCUGCUGUGAGUCGUGCCCUGCUUCCUUCCACCCGGAAUGCCUGAACAUAGAUACGCCAGAAGGCUGCUGGAACUGUAAUGACUGUAAAGCUGGCAAGAAACUGCAUUACAAGCAGAUUGUUUGGGUCAAACUGGGAAAUUACAGAUGGUGGCCUGCAGAGAUCUGCAAUCCCAGGUCUGUACCACUGAACAUCCAGGGCCUUAAACAUGACUUAGGAGACUUCCCUGUGUUCUUCUUUGGUUCUCAUGACUACUACUGGGUGCACCAAGGCAGAGUGUUCCCGUACGUUGAAGGAGACAAAAGCUUUGCUGACGGGCAGACUAGUAUUAACAAGACCUUUAAGAAAGCACUGGAAGAAGCUGCAAAACGUUUCCAGGAAUUGAAAGCACAAAGAGAAAGUAAAGAAGCGUUAGAGGUUGAAAAAAACUCAAGAAAACCUCCUCCUUACAAACACAUCAAAGCUAACAAAGUAGUAGGGAAGGUUCAGAUCCACGUUGCUGACCUGUCAGAGAUCCCCCGCUGUAACUGCAAGCCUGCUGAUGAGAAUCCUUGUGGCUUGGAAUCAGAGUGUCUGAACAGAAUGUUGCAAUAUGAGUGUCAUCCGCAAGUGUGCCCAGCUGGAGACCGUUGUCAGAACCAGUGCUUUACAAAGAGGCUCUACCCAGAUGCAGAGAUCAUCAGAACAGAGCGGAGAGGCUGGGGCCUCAGGACCAAAAGGAGCAUCAAGAAGGGUGAAUUUGUAAAUGAAUAUGUUGGUGAAUUAAUUGAUGAAGAAGAAUGCAGACUUCGAAUCAAGCGAGCUCACGAGAACAGUGUAACUAAUUUUUAUAUGUUAACUGUUACCAAGGAUCGUAUUAUUGACGCUGGCCCCAAAGGAAAUUAUUCUCGUUUUAUGAACCACAGUUGUAAUCCAAAUUGUGAAACACAGAAAUGGACAGUGAAUGGAGACGUCCGAGUUGGACUCUUUGCUCUAUGUGACAUCCCUGCAGGCAUGGAGUUGACGUUCAAUUACAACUUGGACUGUCUGGGCAACGGAAGAACAGAAUGCCACUGCGGGGCAGACAACUGCAGUGGCUUUCUCGGAGUUCGGCCGAAGUCGGCAUGUGCAUCCACAGCUGAAGAGAAGGCAAAAAAUGCCAAGUUAAAGCAGAAGAGACGAAAAAUCAAAACAGAACCAAAGCAGAUGCAUGAAGAUUAUUGUUUUCAGUGUGGAGAUGGUGGAGAGCUAGUCAUGUGUGACAAAAAAGACUGCCCCAAAGCAUACCACCUCCUAUGCCUUAACCUGACUCAGCCGCCGUAUGGAAAGUGGGAGUGCCCGUGGCACCAGUGCAACGCGUGCAGCGGUGCGGCCGUCUCCUUCUGCGAGUUCUGUCCACGUUCAUUUUGCAAGGAUCACGGAAAGGGGGCUCUGGUCGCCUCCGCACUGGAGGGCCGGCUCUGCUGCUCUGAGCACAACCCGUCAUCGCCGGUGUCACCAGAGUAUUGGAGCAAGGUCAGGUGUAAAUGGGAAUCCCAGGAUCGCAAAGAAGAGGCAAAGGAAUAAAUGGAUGGUGAUGCCCUUCCUGUUAGAGAUGAAAACGCAAGUAGAUGAUGUGUUUUAAGAAGAGACUGCUGAGUGCACAGCCUCUGCCCAUCAGAACUGCCUUAUCAAAGCAAAAACGGGAAACAAGUUUACGCAGGCAGAAGCAAUUGGUUGUGUCUUGUUUUUCUGUUUUGUUUUGCUGGUUUGGGAAUUUCUUUCGUGGAAGAUUAAAUUCCCUUGUUUGUUUUUUGGGGUUUUUUUUUCCUUGCCUUUCCUUGUGCUUCAGUGCUUUUGCAGCUGAGAAAAAUGUCUUCACUUUUAAAAUCAGAACAAAAAGAAAGAGUUUUGUUAAUGAGAUCAAUUUAAAGCUCUAAGAUGUUCCUAGGUUGUAUGGAGUACCAUCAUUCCUUUAUUUACUUUCAUUUUUAGGAGUUUUGAGAAGUGUAGUUCAGAUCGUCUAAUCUCAUGUACAUGUGUGUUUGGGGGGAAUUGGAGGAGCCCUCUAGAGAAGCGUGUGAUCACCUUCAUGUACCUCUUACUGAACAGUAGGUAGGCUGCCUUCUCUUUCCCUCAGAUAUUUUAUAAUCUCGGCGAAGAGCUCUCCCCGGGAAUUAUAUUGGUGUUACCUGUGUGGUCUUAAACCAGGGGGCUUUGUGAUCAGUACCUUUACCUACAAAGGAUAUGAUGUGUUUUCUUUAAGUUUUUUUUUGUUUGGGGAGAAAAGAAGGGAUGGGUGUGCUCCCUGUCAGUGACGGUGGGCUUCUCUGGGGAUGCCCUCUGCGGGAGAGCAGUCACAGCUGUCCUGAUGCUGACAAAGGCCCAGACCGAAAGCGGGAUUCUCUAAGCACCUUUUUCUGUUUAAUUUAGUGUAGAUCCUGAUCUAAGAAUUAUGAAUUAUUUUGUUUUCCUCUCUUAAUCAGACAUUUUCUUGGUCAGUUGACCAAUCAUGUUCCCUAGCAGAACUGCACAAGAGAAUUGGAAUAGAUUUUAAAUUGAGUUAAUUGGUGGGGUGAACCCAGUAGCGGCAUCUCCAGUUUAUAUGUAAACAACUUCUGUUUAAAAACUGUCCUCGUGACUAAGAGCAAGAACUGCUUUUAGAAGACUCACAAGAGUGGUCUGGGAUUUAGCUCAAUGGUACCGCGCCUGCCUCGCAAGCAUGAGGUCCUGAGUUUGAUCCCUGGUACCACAAAAAAAAAAAAAAGAUUACAAGAGCCACACAAAUGUGCUUCACAGUGGAAAGCACUUAGAGAAGCUCCCAAGCAGGUCCGUGUCAGCAGAAAUGGUUGCCGGAUGCUUGAGUCUUCCACCUGCAGGGAUCCCACUAAACUCACUCAGAACUAAUGCUUAGGAAUGAGUAUGUACAUUCCAGUAUUCCUCACAUGAAAGCGUGUGUAGUGUUAGACGUAACACUAUUCAGUAGAAGCCUAGGGUUAGCUGAAAUGAGCUUUACCUUCCUCUGUGAAUUCUGACUGCUUGCCAUUGCUGGUUCUCUUAGUACUCAGUACCUUACGAAGGCAGGGAAACUGGAUGUCUGCUGCACUCCCUCAGUAAUGUGAGGUGUGUCCUGUUCUUACCAAGGUGGAGCUGUUCUCUGGAAAGGAAAAAAAAAGCUGUGUUGUGCCUCUUUCUCUUUUUAAAUUAGAAAUGUGCAAUUAUACUGGAUUUUCUCUUGUAAAAAAACAGUAGCAACAACACUACAGUUCCUUUUUACUUAAGCUUCUAAACUGCCAUUUGCCUAAUUGCAUCAAUUAAUUCUGAGGUGACUUAUCGGUCACCCAGUAAUUCUGUUAAUCACACAUGAUCUAAAAAGAGCAAAAUGGAAAAUGCUGCACGUUACCAAAUCCAACUGCUCUUAGUAACAUGAAAUAUGGCUCACAGCAACACUAGACUUUGUUCUUGAGCAAUUACAUAGUUUGAUGUCCUUUUAAAAAGUAAUUUAAGAAAAUCUAAGUUUUCUCAUACUUAAAUCUUAUUUUAUAUAGAUAUCUGAUAAAUGUAUGGUUUUUUAAACUUAGUAACACAAAGAUUUCUUUUAAUAUUUCAAGUGCAACUUGUUGAAACUGUGUCCAACAUGAAAUUGUAUCUCUUUUGUUUUGGACUUUAGUGCUAUUUAAUAUCUGAUAAUUUUUAUAUGGUAAGCCAGGGUGUAUUCUAUAUACUGCAGAUACCUUAGGUUUAAGUAUUUUUCUGCAGCUUCUCGUUGUGUCUCAUUUGUUUUUAUAUCUACAACAAGAGCUCUGCAGAGACUUUUUUAAUCUUUUUUUAAAAUGACUAAUAGAAUUGUUCUGUCAUUUCAGAAAUCAAGGUACAAAACAAAAAUAGCUAACCACAGCUCUAAAAUCUUAAUGGCCUAAAAAGUGGUUUUAGUCAUGCUAGUGCCGAGCACGCUGCACAGCUCCAUGGUGUUGAUGUUACCUGGUUAUAUAUGCUGAAGUUGAAGGGUUCUGAAAGCAGAAAUCUGCGCUUUGUGUGUGCAUAAGUGCGCAUGUGCUGUGCUUGCUCUGACACUGAUGGAGCACUCCAGAAGACACACUUCUUACAGUCUGAUGUGAGAAUUUCUUAAUUUUUUAAUGCCAGUAUGUGGCCAGCGCUUAAGUGGUUGGUUUUAUUCUUGUCCAAAAUGAAAUAAUUUAAAGCAGCAUAGGAUAAUGGUGGGUGUGGGUUUUUUUCCCUCCUUAACCAGAUGUUAAUUCUUUGGAGAAGGAAGUGAACAUAAGAUAAAAAUUCUGUGAUUAUCAUGAUCUGUCAAAAGGUAUUCAGCAUAGCGCUUCAGAAGGGCACUGAGAGCUAAAGGGAAGUCCUGGGUGCCUUCCCGCUGCUGCUGCUGCUGCUGCUGCUGCUGCAGGCGAGGUGGGUGGCCCUGCACUCCUGGCCCGCUGGAGAGCAGGGGGACGUGGGCUCCUUUUCAUUUUGCUUUUCACAGGUUCCCACACUGUUGUAAUUCUUGCAGAUGCCCAGGCUGAGCUUUAGAAUAGUCUGAGUGUAGAUGUCACGGAAGCUUGGAGAUUUCUGUGUGUUCUAGUCAGGGACAAAGCUGAAAACUGGAAAGGUGGGGGUAGCUGAGGCCCGGUGUUUUCUGCCCACUUCCACGCAGUGCUUGGAAACCUGACUGUGAGUGGUGUGGAAGCGAGAUCUGAGGUGUCCGCCCUGGUGACGUGAUUCCGAUGGCACAGGCUGGUGGGCCUGACAUAGUCUGUUUUUUGAGUAGUUAGUGCGAUGUGUUCCAUUCAGGUCAAACCCAGACCUGCACUUUGGAAUCGGAUGUGCCAUUUAGUCAGUGUAAUCUCUGGAUUGCUCAGGACCUGUUGUGGGCCUUUUGCUUCAUUUUUUAAUACAAAGCUCUUUUAACUUUUACCCUCAAGUCAGGGUGCUGCCAGCCCCAUGCCAUAUCCUAACAAUAAGAAAACAAGAUGUCUUGGGGUCCUCAUAGCUCAGAAAGCUUGUGUGUGUUUUACCUGUACUUGAGGGAGACCGCAGUUCACGGUAGCCUCCAGUGACUUCAGAAGGCUAAUGCACCUAGCCACCCCUGCUUAUCCAAGUUGCUGCGGACAGGAAGUGAUCAAGUUUCCUGUUCAGCCUAAGGCCACUUAGACUUGCCUCUGGUUAUUUGCAAACAGAAAGUAGGGCUUGGUUCCAUUUUCAGAUGGACUAGGGAAUAGAUAUAAUCAGACAGCUUUGCAGUGAAAUAAUGAAUAUUGAAAAGUUGGAAUUUGUAUAUACUGAAAUCUCACCAACUUUUACUUGGGGUGGGGUACUGGGUCGAGGGAGGGGAAUGAUGUUUACCACAGGUACGAUGCAGUCACUUUAACUAACAUUGAGACCUCUGCCUCAUGGAAUUCAGGUUUUUUUUAAGUACUUGAAACUCU
Fukomys damarensis (Damara mole-rat) is the source of this 8514-nucleotide messenger RNA. RefSeq names its product nuclear receptor binding SET domain protein 3 (gene Nsd3). Gene Ontology annotation, molecular function: histone H3K36 methyltransferase activity. Lineage: Eukaryota; Metazoa; Chordata; Mammalia; Rodentia; Bathyergidae. Gene Ontology annotation, cellular component: nucleus; chromatin. The transcript has 25 exons. The record is from RefSeq and is a predicted model, not a curated record. Gene Ontology annotation, biological process: regulation of DNA-templated transcription. Bases 350 to 4669 code for a protein of 1439 amino acids.